Messenger RNA from Syngnathoides biaculeatus (alligator pipefish), 1078 nucleotides. RefSeq names its product ADP-ribosylation factor related protein 1 (gene arfrp1). Gene Ontology annotation, cellular component: Golgi apparatus. The record is from RefSeq and is a predicted model, not a curated record. Gene Ontology annotation, biological process: intracellular protein transport; protein localization to organelle; Golgi to plasma membrane protein transport. Lineage: Eukaryota; Metazoa; Chordata; Actinopteri; Syngnathiformes; Syngnathidae. The coding region runs from base 226 to 888 and encodes 220 amino acids. The transcript has 7 exons. Gene Ontology annotation, molecular function: GTPase activity; GTP binding.
GAACAACAUUUACCACAAUUCAUAGUGGCUACGUCUUAUUGAAGCGCACGCACGCAUAUAGUACGCCACUCUCCAUCGGCCCUCAGAACAGACGUCGGCAUUUUCAGUUUGUAUUUUAAGGAUUUGUGGUUCUAGCCAUUAGUUAUUUGACUCCAAAAUGCGACCACAUUGGUAUGAAGCAGAAUCAUCAUUUUGGGAAGGCCGAAUUGAAUUGAAUUGAAUUAGAUGUCUAACGUUGAACCGAAACCAUUGAGCUUCCGUUUGGACAGUCUAAUUCUCGCAAUGUAUACUUUAUUAUCCGGGUUAUAUAAGUACAUGUUUCAAAAGGACGAGUACUGCAUUUUAAUCCUUGGCUUGGAUAACGCUGGAAAAACGACCUUUUUGGAACAAACCAAAACAAAGUUCAGCAAGCACUAUAAGGGAAUGAAUUUGUCCAAGAUCACAACUACAGUUGGACUGAACAUUGGAACUAUUGACGUAGGAAAGGCACGUCUAAUGUUCUGGGAUCUUGGAGGCCAAGAGGAGCUGCAAUCUCUUUGGGACAAGUACUAUGCAGAGUCCCAUGGAGUUAUCUAUGUGAUAGAUUCAACUGAUGAAGAACGACUCUCUGAAUCAAAGGAAGCGUUCGAAAAAAUGAUCAGUAGUGAUGUGUUAGAAGGUGUCCCGCUCCUGGUACUGGCCAACAAACAGGACAUAUUGAAUUGUUUGUCCGUGCCAGAUAUUAAAACAGCCUUUAGUGACUGUGCACCAAAGAUUGGCAAACGAGAUUGUUUAGUCCAGCCAUGUACUGCCCUCACCGGUGAUGGAGUGAAUGAAGGCAUCGAGUGGAUGGUGAAGUGUGUGAUCAGGAACAUUCACCGGCCGCCCAGACAAAAGGACAUCACAUAAAAGGGCAUCACGUUUCUUUAUUCUGAUCCUUGGACUUUUUCAUCAAGAAUGUUCCUUACAAAUCUUGGUGGUGAAAACUCUCCCUUUAUGUCUGCUGUGACUUUGAACAUCUUAAUUAUUUUCUGGUUUAGGGAUUAAGGACAGAGUAUCUCUGACUGGUACAAGUAAUAAAACAGUUGUGUGGACUGUA